AAUGCUAAUAGUAGGUUCUGGACCGAAAUACUGCCGAUAUGUUCCCCACGGGCCACGACGUCGACUACAUAUGUAAUAGUGGUGAUCACGAUGGGCAGGAAGCUCAAGUCAAGCUUGUCUGGCACUGUUUCACACAAUGGGUAGCUCACCGUUGGCGACGCGCCCUCCAUUUCGGCGCUGGGUUCGCCCUGUCCUGUUCGCCAUUGCACUCGUCUUCCUAGUCCUUUUCCAAUCAUCAACCUUCCUCUCUUCCACGUUCUCUCAAUCCAGCCCACACGAGCUCAUCCGUCGCUCCCAGAUCCUCUCCAAAUGUGCCUACACACGCGCCAAACCCGGGCCUCCACCCCAUUUUCAUGCUCGCACACAGAGUGACCGCUACGCAGCGAACACAAAGCCUAUUCUCGUGCGUAACGCAACUAUCUGGACAGCCGCUAAUGAUGGGCACGAAAUCCUCACUGGCGACCUGCUCAUGCACUACGGACUUAUCAAAGCUAUCGGUCAAGUUCCUCUUUCCAUGAUUCAGCAGCUCGAGUUGGAGAAUGUGAACUUGGAGAUUGUCGAUGCUCAUGGAGCUUGGGUGACCCCUGGGAUUGUUGAUUUGCACUCUCAUAUUGGUGUUGGUAGUGUGCCUCAGCUAAAUGGUGCACGCGACGGGAAUUCUCGCAAGGCCCCCAUCUUGCCCUGGUUGCGCAGUAUCGACGGGUUGAACACCCAUGACGCGUCAUACGAACUCGCUAUGGCUGGAGGUGUCACUACCGCGCAAAUUCUCCCCGGGAGUGCAAAUGAUAUCGGUGGCCAGGCAUUCAUUAUGAAGCUUCGUCCUACAGCUGAACGUUCACCUUCGUCGAUGCUCCUUGAGCCUCCCUAUACCCUCAAUGGCUCUCACUUUGACCACUCUCUCACGCCCCGCUGGCGACACAUGAAACAUGCAUGUGGUGAAAACCCAUCCCGUGUCUAUGGCAUGACGCGCCUUGACUCUGGGUGGAACUUCCGUGCCGCCUACGACAGCGCCCGAAAGCUGCGUGAUGCUCAAGAUGCCUUCUGCUCCAAAGCAGAGUCUGAUUCAUGGGAUGACCUCGCGGGGGAGACAUUUCCUGAAGACCUGCAGUGGGAAUCCCUCGUCGAUGUGCUCCGCGGACGCGUGAGGCUCGCCGUGCACUGCUACGAGGCCGUUGAUCUCGACGGAAUCGUCCGCCUUACAAAUGAGUUUGAGUUCCCGGUGGCAUCAUUCCACCAUGCUGGGGAAACGUACCUCGUCCCGGACUUGUUGAAGAAGACAUGGGGAGGCACGCCUGCCAUUGCGCUCUUUGCAUCCAAUUUCCGGAAGAAACGCGAGGCAUAUCGAGGAUCGGAGUUCGCUCCGCGGGUGCUGGCGGAGCAUGGAAUCGACGUUGUUAUGAAGUCUGACCACCCUGUUGUCAACUCCCGCUACCUCUUGCACGAAGCCGCCCAAGCACACUAUUAUGGCCUCAACCCCGCACUUGCCCUCCUCUCCGUCACCUAUACUCCUGCUACUGCCAUGGGGAUGGGCCAUCGGAUUGGGAUGCUGAAACCAGGGUAUGACGCUGACGUUGUGAUUUGGUCCUCUCACCCCCUCUCACUUGCUUCAACGCCCACCCAGGUCUACAUUGAUGGUAUCCCCCAGCUCUCCCUUCCCGACCAGUAUAUCGCCAAAGGACCCACUACGCCCCCGCGCACGCCCAAUUUCGACUCUGAGAAAGUGGCAACGGUCACGUACGAGGGUAUUCCCCCACUUGAGCCUCGGAGCGUAAAAGCGGCGCUGUUCGUUAAUGUCUCGGGGCUUUACAUGAGGGGUGAGGGCCCGAGUGGAUUGAUGCGUGUUUCCGAGCAGGCGGGAUCGGUGGGCGUGGAAGAUGGCCGAGUAGUGUGUGUUGGUCAAUGCUCGGAUUUUGCACAAGGGGCUGUUGAUGUUGUCGACCUUGAAGGCGGCACGAUCACCCCUGGACUGACGAGCUUUGGUUCGCCUUUGGGGCUUGUGGAGAUAAGGCUUGAGCCGAGUACGAACGAUGGAAGUGUUCAUAACCCCCUUGAUGGGGACCUGCCCACCGUAUUGGGUGACAAGGUGAUAAGAGCACAAGACGGGCUUAUGUUUGGUGGUCGGAAUCUAUUACUAGCCUAUCGCGGCGGCGUCACAACAACCAUCACUGCCCCCGCAGGGACCUUCCUGCAGGGCAUAUCUACUGCAUUCACACCUGGAGCUGCGCAUGCCCGCGUUGAAAAUGCGAGUAUUGUUGAUGAGGUCGCGUUGCAUGUGGCUGUGAGCAUGUCUUCAAAAGUCGGUGUGAGCACCCAGGUGGCAGCACUUAGGAAUAUGUUGUUUGGGGAGGGUGGGGAUGAGGUGCUUAGGAGCGUUAGAAAGGGUAAAACAGCGCUCGUCGUAGACGUUGAGAGCGCAGACAUAAUGGCGACGCUGCUUCGGCUCAAGGAUGAGUACGAGGCUCAUUCCGGGAGGGAGCUUCAAUUGACAUUCGCAUGCGCCACCGAAGCUCAUCUCCUUGCGCACGAGAUUGCGAAGGCAGGCGUGAGCGUGAUUGUCACGCAGAGUAAGCCAUUCCCAUUCACUUGGGAGCAGCGGAGGAUACUCGCUGGCCCGCCAAUCACGCAGGAGAGCCUGGUCACUGCGCUUUUAAAGGCUGGUGUUAAUGUAGCCAUUGGUGUCAAUGAUGAGUACAAUGCUCGGAACACACGUUUCGAAGUCGGUUCGUCUCUCCUCAUGUCUAAUGGUGUUAUCGAUCGCACGACGGCUCUCGCGCUUGCCACGACAAACCUCGAGAAGGCGCUCGGAGUGCAGAGGGAGAUGCCUCAGAACCUUGUGGCAUACCGUGGUGGGGACGUGUUUGAGUUUGAAGCCAAGGUGGUGGGUGUUCUAUCAGAGACGUUGGGGCGAACAGAUCUGUUUGUAUAAGCAGAGCGAGAGCCCUAUUCGUAGGCCCUGAACUUCAUAUAGGGACGGAUGUAUUGCCACUGACAAUAAAGAUUUUGUAAUGUACAUUUUUCA
Suillus clintonianus is the source of this 3019-nucleotide messenger RNA. RefSeq lists its product as uncharacterized. Gene Ontology annotation, molecular function: hydrolase activity, acting on carbon-nitrogen (but not peptide) bonds. The transcript has 15 exons. Lineage: Eukaryota; Fungi; Basidiomycota; Agaricomycetes; Boletales; Suillaceae. The coding region runs from base 137 to 2926 and encodes 929 amino acids. The record is from RefSeq and is a predicted model, not a curated record.